This is a messenger RNA of Cucumis sativus (cucumber), 1820 nucleotides long. RefSeq names its product BAHD acyltransferase BIA1. The transcript has a single exon. Bases 218 to 1651 code for a protein of 477 amino acids. Lineage: Eukaryota; Viridiplantae; Streptophyta; Magnoliopsida; Cucurbitales; Cucurbitaceae. The record is from RefSeq and is a predicted model, not a curated record.
UUCUACAAUAAUUAUCAUAUCAUGGUUUCUUACGUGACAAAUUUUUCCUUUUCUUUUUAUACUUUUUAUAUUCGAUUAGAGUGAGAUGUACUAAGGUGGGUAGUCCAUCCGUCCUCAAGCAUUGCUCCUUUUAAAUCAUUAUAAGAAUGUGUUAUUUGUUGCAAGUUUGUACUUGAAACUAGGAAACCACAGUGUUUGUUUUCCAAGAAAAGAAAGGAUGGAGGUGAAAGUUUUGAGUAAAGAAAAUAUUAUGCCUUCUUCCCCAACGCCCCCUCACCUUAAAACCUUUCAACUUUCCCUUCUUGAUCAAUUUUCUCCUGUGCUUUAUGCUCCUCUAAUAAUUUUCUACACAAUGGAUAACAAAGAUGAUCCUAGGCACCACCAAAGCCAUGAGAAACUGAUGGCCACACUUAAGAGUUCUCUAUCAAAAACUCUAAGCCAUUUUUACUUAUUGGCAGGAAGAAUCGUCGACAAGUCCAUUUGUUGCAGCGAUGAAGGAGCUGUUUUUAUCGAAGCAACUGUGAGUUGUAGCAUGUCUGAGAUCCUUAAACAACCAAACAACGAGUUUUUAAUGAAACUCGUCCCAUGUUCUGAACGUUGCACCAAGCCAAUCGAAGAAUAUGCUCAUGUUAUAGUGCAAGUGAACGUCUUCGAUUGUGGUGGGAUUGCAAUCUCUCUUUGUUUGUUGCACAAACUUAUGGAUGCGACGACGAUAGGUUGUUUUCUUAAAUGUUGGGCUACUAUUAACAAACGCUCUUUUGCUACAACAAAUUUGACCAUUGACAAUGGUGCUUCGGAAUUAUUUACACCACCAUCGUCCAUGACGAACGAUGAUAACAGUGACCCUUUUUCGAAGAUGGUAUGCUAUGAUUACAAAGAACUGUCUUCACUCUUUCCACAAACAAAUUUCUUACCAUUUCAUCCAAGGCUUCAUGAAGCCCUCUCCUCAAACUGUGAAGAAAAAAGUUCUUUUCAAAGGUUUGUAUUCAAAGAGAAGGCAAUAUUAGAUUUAAAAGCUAAAGCCAAAUCCAAUGAUGUCCCAAAUCCAACGAGUGUGGAAGUAUUGAGUGGCUUCAUUUGGAAAUGUGCAUUGGAGGCUGCAUCAACAAAAUUAGGGUUAUCUCAAAUACCAUCUAUUUUAACACAUGCAGUGAACCUAAGAAAGAGAAUGGAGCCUCCAUUGCCUGAAUUUUCAGUGGGAAAUAUUUUUUGGAAUGUGGUUGCUCAUUAUUUAGCAGAUAAGAAAACCCAAGUGGAGCUUAGUGAAUUGGUGAGUUUAAUUAGACAAUCCUUUGUUGAUAUUAAUGGUAAUUACAUAAAAAGAAUAGUGGGAAAUGAAGGAAGUGAAGCUCUAGUGAAAUUGGUUUGGGAGAGAAAUAUGAAGCUUUUCCAAAUUCCAAAGUUGUACAUAUGUACAAGUUGGAGAAAUAUGGAUUUAAGUGAAGUGAAUUUUGGAUGGGGAAAGCCUGUUUGGAUUGGUAGUGCUGGAAAUUCAAAUACAACAAUAAAAAAUAUGAUUGUUUUGUUGGAUGCUAUAUCAAAUGAUGGAGUUGAGGCAUGGGUGAUACUUGAGGAAGAAGAAAUGCAAAUUUUGUUACAAAAUCAAGAAUUUUUCAACUUUGCAUUGCUAAAUCCACCUAUACCUAUAUAGUAUAUAUAGUAUAUACUAUAUAUGUGUGUUGUAAAUGCUUUGAAUUUAUUAUCUAGCUAUACGAAUAAUCAAGCACGAAAACGUAUAGCGUACUGUUAAUAAACCAUGUAUACAUGUGUGUUGAUCUCCACUUUAUGUCUUUUAUAUUAUUUACUUGUUGUUUUCGUAA